GGCUCCUGGUGGUGCCGAGAGGAGGAGGAGGAGGUGGAGGAGGAGGAGGAGGAGGAGGGAGACAGCCAGAGAGAAACUUGUCUUGGGGAUUAAUAAGAGGCAGGAGGAGGGAGAGGUGCACACAGGCAAACAUCUGGACCAUGAAGGUGGCCUUCAGAUUGCUUCUCCCACUUGUUCUUGUGCUGAUCUCAGAGGUGAGCGGGCAGCGGAGGAAGCCUCCCCGGAAACCCACCCGCCCGCCUCCCGAGUUCAUUGAGCCUGUUGAGCCCACAGAGCUGCCUCCGCCCCUACCACCGGGUCCCCCUUCCAUCUUCCCGGACUGCCCCCGGGAAUGCUACUGCCCUCCAGACUUCCCCUCUGCCCUCUACUGUGACAGCCGCAACCUGCGGAAGGUCCCCAUCAUCCCGUCCCGCAUCCACUACCUCUACCUCCAGAACAACUUCAUUGAUGACCUCCCAGAGGAGUCCUUCAGGAAUGCCACAGAGCUGAAAUGGGUCAACCUAGACAACAAUCGCAUCCGGAAGGUGGACAGGCGUGUUCUGGAGAAGCUGGAAAACCUCAUCUUCCUCUACAUGGAGAAGAACCAGCUCAAGGAGGUCCCUUCCUUCCUGCCACCCAACCUGGAGCAGCUGCGCCUGAGCAGGAACCAGAUCUCCAAAAUCCCUGCUGGGGUCUUCAACAAGCUGGAGAACCUGGUGCUCUUGGAUCUGCACCACAACAAGCUAAGCGAUGGGGUCUUCAACAAAAACACCUUCAAGGGACUCAAGAACCUCAUGCAACUCAACCUCGCCCACAACAUCCUGAGGAAAAUGCCCCCCGGGGUACCCAAUGCCAUCCAUCAGCUCUUCCUGGACAGGAACAACAUUGAGGACAUCCCCAGUGACUACUUCAAGGAGUUCCCCAACCUGGCGUUCAUCCGGCUCAACUACAACCAAAUCUCUGACAAGGGGCUCCCCAAGAACUCCUUCAACCUCACCAACUUGCUGGUGUUGCACCUGGCCCACAACAAGCUCACCAACGUUCCUUUCAUCAGCCCCAAGCUGGAGCACCUCUACCUGAAUAAUAACUCCAUUGAAAAGAUCAAUGGGACGCAGAUCUGCCCCACCUCGCUGAUGUCCAUCCAGGACUUUUCCCCCUCCGACCUGGACAGCGUGCCCCGGCUCCGGUACCUGCGGCUGGACGGGAACCUCCUGAAACCCCCCAUCCCUUUGGACCUGAUGAUGUGUUUCCGCCUCCUGCAGUCCGUGGUUUUCUAGAGCGUGCCUCUCCCAGGACUUGGCUUUGCACAGAGACUUGACCCCCAUCAGUGUUUGACACGUGGGACCCUCUUUGCUUCCCUCUCCCCCUGCUCACACCUCACCUCCAUCCCUCUCUCCCCCUUUUCCUCCUCUGCAGCAGCCGUGGACACACGUGGCAUGUGCAUCCUUGGGGACCACUGUCUGCAGGACAGCACCACAUCACAGCAGCCAUCCCAGGUUGCAGCACUAGCCUGGGGGGAGCAGCCACGCUCACCCCAGUUCCCUGCCUGUGGGCUCUGCCUUCCCUGCCCUCAUCCAGGCCAGCCCUGGAGCUGUCUCUGCCUCUCCCCUUCCACCCAGCAGAGUUUCAGGAGGUUGGAUUCGGUCCCAGCCACAAGCAUCUCUGGAUGGAGCUAAUGAGGGAGCCCAGGGGCCACCUCGCUGCAGGACUUGGGUCACAUCAUUGCUCCGGGUGGUUGCACCCAGAGAGCCCAUGAUGUCCUUAGGGAAAAAUCCCCUGUGAUGGAGGUGGAGCAGGGAUGUCCUGGGCUGGCAUGCCAAGGGUGCAGAUGGCCACCCCGCAGCCUUGGGGUGCAGGGCGAUGCGUAGCGGCAGCGGGUGGCUGGGGGAGCAGGAUGUGUGCAGGAGGGUGGCUGGGACAGGCGACGACACCUCAUGGCCAGAGUCAUGUCCCAGGGACCUGGGUGAGGGACACGCUCCUCCCGCCUGGACCCUCCCAGGGGGCUUUAGCCUUAGCUCCGCAUCGCUCUGGAGGCCGAGGGGCUUAUUCCCUCACGGUGGUGUGAAUUUGGCAGGAGGGAGCGGGGAGGGUGUCCAGCCCCUGCGGCCGGAGCUGGGCUCUCCUGUGCCCUGUGUGGGUUGCACCUUCCCCACAGCCAUACGUCAGGCACCCUCCUUUGCAAGACCAGCCCCCUCCCUGACUUUCACCCCUCCCAAGCUCCCCCAUCCCCAGGCAGCAUCAGUCCGUGGUCCCCAUCCCAGCAUCCCGCAUCCUCCCCCUGCCCUGUGACGGGAGAUGCAGGGCUCAAUGCAUCGGCCGCACUCCACUGCUCCCAGCACACCCUGCCCUCCCCGCUGCAGGCAGGACCCCAAGCCUGCGGGACCCCCAUGCCAGCAGCCUUGGCAGCGAUGCCAGUGGGAUGCUCGCCCCCGUAUUUAGGUAUCUGGGGCCAGAUCCUGAUGUGGGUGUAAACCUGGGCUCUGCUGGGGCUGGCUUGACCCGUGAGAUCUCCACUGUGCUCUCCGUCCCUCUGUCCUCCUGCCUUGACUCCCACCUCCUAGAAAUUUUAUUCUCGGGUGCUUUCUUGAACCAAGCACACAUGACUGGGUUUGCCUUUUUUUUUAGAGAAAAGGAAAGAAAAAAGAAAAGCGAAGAAUUACUCUUUUGGAAAAGCUAUUUUUUAUCCCCCCUUCUCCCUGUUUUCACAUGUAUCACUUCCCUCUCUGAUAGCUGUACCUGCAUAUAUAGGGUGUCCGGGUUUAGGGGGGGUUAUUCUCAUUUUUUUCUUCCUGAUUCUCAGGAUUUAGAUUUAAGGCUGAGCAUUAGAGGGGAAAAAAAAAAAACCCCAAACAACCAAAUAACUCAAAUAAACAUUAAAGCACUAAACCAAAGAAACCACCCAUUACCUCCUUUGCGUUCAGCCACCAAAACUGACCCUUCUCCAAGAUGGGCAUGGUCAGGCACCGUGCCCUGCUCCCUGGGAAUGGGAUAGCGAUGCUCCCGGCAGCCUGGGGACACAGCGGUGACCCUAUGGGCUGGGUGCUCCCCGCUUUCCAGUGCUGGAAGGUUCAUUAAACCCCUGUGCUAAUUCAGGCUUGUUUUCUUAUGAUAAAAAGUCCCUUCUCCAAAUCUUCCUCCAGUGGGCUUUAUUGGGUUCAACAGGUUUCAACCUUAAACCCGGAGACCCUAUGUAUAUAUUUAUAUAUAAUGUGUAUAUAUACUGGUAGACUGUACAGAUAUAUCUAGAAACAUAUGUAGUUCUCAACUGAUUUCAACUUAAUGGUAUUUUCACUCCUACUCUCCACAGCAGUGAAAAUAAAAUGAUUCACAAGGGACCCAGA
Messenger RNA from Falco peregrinus (peregrine falcon), 3320 nucleotides. It is a transcript of the gene PRELP, whose product is annotated as proline and arginine rich end leucine rich repeat protein. The record is from RefSeq and is a predicted model, not a curated record. NCBI's taxonomy places the organism in Eukaryota, Metazoa, Chordata, Aves, Falconiformes, Falconidae. Gene Ontology annotation, cellular component: extracellular exosome. The coding region runs from base 141 to 1256 and encodes 371 amino acids. Gene Ontology annotation, molecular function: heparin binding; protein binding. The transcript has 3 exons.